AUGGGGAUGGGUUUUGGAACAAGCUUUGGCUACCCAAAUAUGGAUGGACAUAUUCCUCACCAGUACAGACCAACUGGAUCUGGGUCUACGCCGCCUGUAGGCCUCAUGUCUCCUUAUCCAGUAGACUAUGGUUCCACUGCUGGUACAGGUGGAGCCGCCGGGGCUUUCUCUCCUUCGCACCAGUACAACAUGGCUCAGAACCCUGCAAUGCAGUCUGUGCCAAGUUCUCAAAUGCAGCACCGCCAACAUGGACAAACCUUUCCAUCUGUCCAUCCACAGCAUAGAAAUUACCCUCAAUCUGGGAACAGGAUGGCCGCCCAGUAUCCACAAUACUCUCCACAAGGAGGGGGGUCCACAGGGUCAUCUGGAAUGUACAGCCCGCCCCCACAGAGAUAUCUUGAUGGAACUGCUACUACCGGAUUUGAUCCCAAAAUCAACAGUUCUCCCAGUGUGAACACCGCUUCAAACUCUGGUUCAGCUGCUUCUAACAAUGUGGGCCAAAUGGAGAACGCUCAACCAAGUUACCAUGCAUCUAAUUACGCGAGAUAUUCCCCACAAACACAUUCACUUCAUAAGCAAGCCACGCUGCAGCAUCGCUCCUCUCAGCACAACUUGGGGGUCGGUUAUGACAACUCACUGAAGAUGCAACACCAAGGCUCCGCUACAGGCCCUGUAUUUGCGAAACAUCAGCAGCCCUCUAAUCCCAGUAUACCUCAAACCACAUCGUUAGAAUUAGCUAAAUCCCCCAUGCCUCCUAAUGCACAGCCAUCUCAAAUUAACCAAAACUUUAGUCCCAUAUCAAACCCGUCCCCAGUCGCGUCCGCAGUGCAGUCUCCCAGUUGUAGCUCAUCUCCGUCUCCUUUGAUGGGGUUCUCAGAGGCACAUAGUAACCCCUCAGGUUCACCGCCUCCGUCGUCUUCUGCCCUUUCCGACAUUCAGCACUUCACCAAUACUUAUCAACAGCUUGAAACCAGACGAGGAGAACAGUCUGCUGCAAACCUUCUUCGACAGAAACUGCAAGAGUCUGCCUUGGGGUUUGACGACUAUCCUGGUAGUGACUACUACGGAACCUCCACCUCCCAAGAACACAUGCUGAGCAGACCUCAUCAGUCGUCUUCUAGGUCCAGUCUGUCACCACAGGAUUUAAAACCACCUGAUAAUUCAGUACCAAAAGGCUAUUUUCCUUCAGGCAAAAAGAAAGGCAGGCCUGUGGGAAGCGUGAACAAACAGAAACGUGCUCAAAGCCAAGGCCAAACUUCAUCACAAACUUCAUCUCAAGCACAGCCUGCAGUUUCGCUUGCUCCUCCCGACCUGUCCACUGUAUCUACACCUGCAGCCCAGGAUCCACAACCAGCACAGGGCAUCUGCAGCCCUGAGUCCUCUGCUCCCUCACUGCUUGAAAACAUAAACACCACCCCCACUCCACUUGCUCCUCCCAUUUUAACACAGGUACCCAAAGUUGAUUUGGAGAGUGAGGACACACAACCAGAGAUCGAGGUCAAACCAGUGCGGAGAAGACGCAGAGGUGUAAAGGAUGAAGAUGGGCCAUUUGAAGCAGGUGUAAAACAGCGGAGAAGAAGAAGGGGGGCAGCUAUGCCGCCAUUACUGGUCAAAGAUAACCCGGAAGUUUCAUUAAAUACGAAUAGAGUCUAUUUGGAACCCAACAGGAAGGGCCUGUUUUCUCCACACAUUCAUGUAGAAAACAAGGUCCCUGAGAUCGGAGCAUGUUGUUCUCACUGCGACAUGGUUGGCUCAACACUGGGCUGCUACAGCAAAGGCUGUACUCUUCGUUAUCACUACUUGUGUGCUAUAGAAGCAGGAUUAAAGGGUGUGUUUGUGCGAGUGUGUGAAGUGCCCUCUCCAGGAUUGUAUCAUAAAGACGAUUGGAGGGCGCUGGCAGAGUUCACUGAGGCGGGCGCUUUGAUGGUGGCCAAGACGGGAGGACAUAAAGUGGGCCACUCCAAAUGA
Molecule: messenger RNA, 1968 nt
Organism: Knipowitschia caucasica
Lineage: Eukaryota; Metazoa; Chordata; Actinopteri; Gobiiformes; Gobiidae
Source: the annotation of a GenBank genome assembly